Drosophila hydei is the source of this 1164-nucleotide messenger RNA. Its product is annotated as rho GTPase-activating protein gacF. The transcript is spliced from 2 exons. Lineage: Eukaryota; Metazoa; Arthropoda; Insecta; Diptera; Drosophilidae. The record is from RefSeq and is a predicted model, not a curated record. The coding region runs from base 1 to 1017 and encodes 338 amino acids.
AUGGAUACGCUAACCACCAAUAAUUGCUCCAAGUCGAGCUCCAAGUCAAGUUCCAAUUCCAAUUCGUCGAUGGAUCUGGGCGAGAAGCAGCUGAAGCAGCCGAAACGGGGCUCGCGUGGUCAGAAACUGUCGCGAUCUCGCAGCCUGCUGCAGUUGCUCAGCAGACACCUGGGCAGGCACUUCCAGCAUCACCAUCAUCAUCAGCAGAACGACACGGUCUACAGCAGUCAGGAUGAUAUACGCAGCUCCUCCACGGAUUCGUUCAGUUUGAGCGGCUCGCGCAACGAGUGUCUGGAGGUGCUCAACGGUGGCUCCAGUCUCGACUUGGAGAACACUUCGCGCACAUCCUCAGCUUCGUAUUCGCCUGGACUGGAGUUCUACGACAACAAUACGCAUAUCUAUGUGGAAACUGUCUAUCGACCCGGCAGCGCCAUGGAGCAACUGCAUCCGCAUCACUACGACGACAGCAGCAGCAGCGGCGCGGAUGACGACGAAAAUGAACAUGAAGACGAACAUGAGCAGCAGCAUCAGCAGCAUCAGCAGCAGCGUCAGCGAGAGCAUGUGGAUGAGAAUGAGAAUUUGGAUCAGCUAAAGCCACAGCCGCGCUCAGCCUCAUCGGCGUCGACUGGCAACAAGGCCGGGCUACAUCUGAGUCGCAUCUCCAUCUCCUCAUCGGUCAGCCGCAUGCUGCAGCACUUCUCCACAUCGGCAGCCACAACGGCAACGGCUUCGCUGCGCUCCCUAUCCUGCAGCAGCACGCCACUCCGACAGCGCGACGUCUCCUCGCUGAUGCGGGCAAAGAAGCUGCUGACCAGCAGCAACAGCCGCAACAGCAGCAGCAACAGCAGCAGCAGCAGCAGCAACUCAGCAAAAAAAUCAGCCAAAAAGGACAAGAAACAGCAGAGCAUACUGCGACCUCCAGUGCAGUAUGUCUACAUGAAGGGCAUGUCCGGGCUAUACUCCCGCGUGCCCAGCUAUGCCGCCUGCUGCCCCUAUACGCUGCACCACAUGUACUAGACAGAGCAGCGGCGAAAACGUCAUCGCGCCGAGGACAUUGCCCAGCGCAAUUUCCGGGUGAAGGCCAACGCAACAGCAGCAACAAAACGCUCUCGAAAUCGAGUCUGGGUGGGUAGUUUAUAGUGAACAGUAAAAGUAAAGUAAAAC